Molecule: messenger RNA, 1669 nt
Organism: Acipenser ruthenus (sterlet)
Lineage: Eukaryota; Metazoa; Chordata; Actinopteri; Acipenseriformes; Acipenseridae
Product: C-type lectin domain family 4 member E-like
Exons: 7
Coding region: 75-1016 (313 amino acids)
Biological process (GO): cellular response to molecule of fungal origin
Molecular function (GO): (1->3)-beta-D-glucan binding
Source: RefSeq, a predicted model, not a curated record
CACUCACUUUUGGCUGCAGUACUAUUAAGAUCUCCCUGGAUUCACUCCAAUCUGACACACACAAACCCAGAAAAAUGUCUGGUGAUGUUUCCUACUCCACUGUGGACUUUUCUCAAAAGAACCAAGGCAAACGAGCAGCUGAUAAAUCCAGCACAGACUUCUCUUUGUUAUCAUCACAAACAGGAAAGGAAGAUGAUGUCACCUACGCUACAGUGAAGUUUGGAGACGCUCCGAGCCGCCAGCAACAGCAAGCAGCCUCCAGCAGCACAGCGGAUGAGAUCUCUGAGAAGUCACCAACUGGGAACAACUAUCAACUGCCUGUCUAUAGAAAUGGUGGAAACCCCACUGCUGGUAAAGCUCCUCCAUACAGAUGGGCUGCAUUGGUCCUGGCAGGGCUAUGUGCUCUCUCAGUGGCUGCCAUUAUAUUCCUCUCAGUCUACAUUUCUAACUUGACCAUGGAGCGAAAACAAAUCCAAUAUCGGCAUUCAGAACUGGAGAAGAACUACAGCAACAUCUCAGAGAAAUACUCAGCACUGGACCAGUACUGUCCCGUCACAGACACCUCUUCCAAGGAGCGGGUUUGUAAAGCCUGUCAGGUGAACUGGGUGCUGUUCAAUGGCAAGUGUUACUACUUCUCCACUGAUAGAAUGAACUGGACCUCCAGCCGUGAUAACUGCACAUCACUGGGGGGGCACCUGGUGAUUAUAGAGAGCGAGGCAGAGCAGGAGUUCAUACAGAGCCAGGUGAGACGAAUCAGAGAUUUCUUUUGGAUUGGACUCUCUGAUGAGGUCACAGAAGGAGAGUUUCUCUGGGUGGACAACACACCUCCAAGCACAACAUACUGGAAAGUCAAUGAACCAGACAACACACUGAUUUUUGAAGGUAACCAGCAUCCUAAUGCAGACUGUGCUGUCAUCGAUUACAAAGUAGCUCCUCUGCAGAGCUGGGGUGAUACACAGUGCUCUGUGCUAGUCAGAAGGGUUUGUGAAACUAUCUCAGCGAUCCCCGCUGGUUAAAUAUUCUCUACACCUGGUUACCCUCGUGCUGCAGACAGGCUGCCACUGAAAUACAAACAGACUCACACACUCACAGCCCUGCUUUUAGCAGCUCAGCAAACAGGACUGAAAACACCCUGAUUCAGAAUAUCAUACUUACAGUGCAGAACCCGCCAUGGCUAUCAAUACACAAUCAGAGCUACAGGAUCAGAGUCAUGAAAGAGAAAGAAAGCAGAUCACCAUGACCUUCAUCCACCGAAUACACAGGGACUAAUGGAACUGAGGCAUAUGAAGAGAAACAGCAACUCCACACACCCCCAGAUUGUGAUCAUCUCAAUAACUUGUGCUAAAGAAUGUCCUGACCAAGUUUCAUUACUGUUAGAGGAGUUGUUCCCACAAUCCUGUUCACAUACAGUAUAAUUCCCUGGUGUGUGUUUACUACACUGUUCCACACACACACACUCGGGUCUCAUACUCUGAACUUUACAUUUUAAUACAGAGCUAACCAAUGCUUUCCAAUCCCUCUUCUUACUUUGUAUUAGCUUUAUUAAAAACUUACAAACAUAUAUAUGCAUAUUUUCUGGCUUUAAUGCUUGAGACCGGAGUGAUCUGGUAUAAGCUCUCUCUCUUUGUAACUGCCAUCAACAUUGCUGUGUUUUAUAUAAUAAUAAAGU